CAGGCUGGAGAGAGUGAUCUGAUUCUUCUGAAGCGCCUGUCAGAGAGGAGGAGGAGGGAGGGAAUGAACCAGGAAGAGAGAAAAGAGAGAGAGAGAGAGAGAGAGAAGGCAGCCUCCGGUUGACAGUACAUGGAGGUCUGCAGGAUCUCCAGGACCAGGAACCAUCCCUGGCUGCUGUGCCUGGUGUGUGUUCUGCCUGCUGCUAUCACAAGGGGCUGCAGGGCUUUCAUCACCACUGAAAGGUAUGCUGUCCUGACGUCUCUCUCAAAGCCAGGAGGACUGACAUGGCGUCAGAGAUUCCCCCUGGAUCAGCCCCUGAGAGCUGUAGGAUCCCACCCAGGAGGAUGCAGGGCCUCAGGAGGGCCUCAGGAGGAACAGCUCUAGCCAGCUCUGACUUCUGGUGGGGCGGGACAGCUGGUGUUGUGAAUCAGGCCGCUAUAGUGCCAGACACGGCUUCUUCCCAACACCAGGGUCACACCCCACUGUCCGCAGCACCGAAGCCCCGGAGCCCAGCCCUCUCCCUCACCGGCAGCAAGGCACAGCAACAGCACCGAAGCCCCGGAGCCCAGCCCUCUCCCUCACCGGCAGCAAGGCACAGCAGCACUGUCCGCAGCACCGAAGCCCCGGAGCCCAGCCCUCUCCCUCACCGGCAGCAAGGCACAGCAGCACUGUCCGCAGCCCCGGAGCCCAACCCUCUCCCUCACCGGCAGCAAGGCACAGCAACACUGUCCGCAGCCCCGGAGCCCAACCCUCUCCCUCACCGGCAGCAAGGCACAGCAACACUGUCCGCAGCCCCGGAGCCCAACCCUCUCCCUCACCGGCAGCAAGGCACAGCAGCACUGUCCGCAGCCCCGGAGCCCAACCCUCUCCCUCACCGGCAGCAAGGCACAGCAGCACUGUCCGCAGCCCCGGAGCCCAGCCCUCUCGCUCACCGGCAGCAAGGCACAGCAGCACUGUCCGCAGCCCCGGAGCCCAGCUCUCUCCCUCACCGGCAGCAAGGCACAGCAGCACUGUCCGCAGCCCCGGAGCCCAGCCCUCUCGCUCACCGGCAGCAAGGCACAGCAGCACUGUCCGCAGCCCCGGAGCCUAGCCCUCUCCCUCACCGGCAGCAAGGCACAGCAGCAGAUCACAGGAGGACAGAUCAAAAUGCAUGCCGAGACUAGUGGAGGAUGUGUCUUUCAAAAACAGACUAGUCUAAGUUAAUUAAAAACAAACUAAACAUUCCACUGUGUGUCUGAUGCAUGAGAGGAGCAUUUGAACAUGGGCCCGAAGCAUAACCACCAUUGUUUCAUUCUCAAUUGUGAUUAAAGUAGAGUUGUAUUGUAUUGACUUGCCUUAUGACAUCUUCUGUGUGUCUGCACACUAGGACUAGGAUUCAACAUCAGUGAACUAUCAGAGCAUAAGACAGUACAACUAGAGAGAGGACAGUGCUGAUGGGAAUAGCAUGAAAUGAAUAAUCAAUCAAAAUGAAAUGUGUUCCGGUUUAUGUAAAAGCAUGACAAAUGAAAGGCUGGGUGUAUUCCUUUGUCUGGGAUUAAAUAGAAAAUGGAUUUUGAUGUUAGUCUCAGUCUUAGUAUCAGUACGCUUUGUUGGCAUCCCUCGGUGCUGCUAUUAUUUCACUUUAUAUUAUAUACUUUUAUUAAAACUCAUCAAAGGACUUUUUAUUUGUUAUUCAUUACUUAACGAAUUGUAUGUUUUCAUUGUGUGGUGGUAGUUUGUGAGUGAAAGUGUUUAGGUACAAUUGUGAAUUGGUUUUUGCAUCAUUAUUCCAAUAAUAAAGUAGGAUACAUGUGAACAACUACA
Messenger RNA from Oncorhynchus nerka (sockeye salmon), 1803 nucleotides. Its product is annotated as mucin-1-like. Bases 285 to 1163 code for a protein of 292 amino acids. NCBI's taxonomy places the organism in Eukaryota, Metazoa, Chordata, Actinopteri, Salmoniformes, Salmonidae. The transcript has 3 exons. The record is from RefSeq and is a predicted model, not a curated record.